AUGUACGCUUUGCAAGUGUACAAUGAAAAAAUGAAGUGUUGGAAAGAUGAAGGAGAUGAAAAUGCUCCACUUCCAGCACCUGUGGUUAUCGUAAGUUUUUCAAAUAUUCAUAGAAAUUUCCAACGAAGAAUUAAUUUCAGUUCGAAAAGUACCGUGCACGUCUUCUACCUAUCUCUGAACUUCCAAUUCUUCAAAAUCAUCCCAACAUCGAAUCAAUCGGACUUUCUGCCACUGAAGCCAUAGUUAUCGAUUCAAAAAUCGCAAAAACUUUUAAGAAACAUCAAAACCUCGAACAAGAAGAAGAAGAAGAUGAAUUUGCGAUGGACACAACAGAAAACAUCGAAAAUGGACCAUUGCACACUUCAUUUGUAACACUGUCGAAAUUGAAAGCUCGAAAUGGUCACGAAACUGAAGAAGAUUUGGCUGGUUUCGAGUGUGUCGAAUUUUUCGACUGUAAUCCGAUUGAUAUCAGUGAAGCGAUGAGUUUGGAGGCAAAGUGAGCAAAGUCCAAAAACCCAUCGAAAAUCUCUUAGUUUCUUCCAGAAUUCGCAAAACUCCUCCAUUUGAUAUUGAAAAACCAAUACCAAUAAUCAUCUCAACAAAAUCCCCUAAAAAAUUGUUAUCAUCAAUUGCCUGGAAAAUCAUCGACCCAUUACAAAAACUCACAGGAAUCACGCGAAUUCUUGGAGUUGCCUGUAAUGAGACACGAAAUCAAGUCGUUCAAUUGAACGGCGCAUUUCCUUCUCAAAAUUACCCCGCCGAAACUCAAGAAUUCCGGGCAACUUAUCAAAUUAAGCGCGCUAUUUGCAGCCAAAAAAGGAGGAAUCCCGGAGAAGUUGUGGUGGAUAUAAAAUGGUGUCAGGGAACGGCGAGCGAAUUUCUGGCGUCACCACCAAAUUCGGCGGUUUGUACAGUGAAAGUGGAUUUGGGAUGGGCGGAUACGCGAUUUUUUAGAGAUGUUGAAAUGUAUGGAGAGGUUAUGUUCAUUUUGAAUUUGGCUGAUGUUUUGGGUGAGUUUGAAUUGAAAAAUCUCAUUUUGGGAAAGUUUGGUCCGGGAAUUCAGAUUUUCUGGGAAUAAAAAUCUAGAUGACAAUUGCAAAUUCUUGAAUCUCAUUUUCCAGCCAAUCCUCAAGAAGAGAUCAAAUUCAUCGCCAGUAAUCCGGAAAAUCUUCGCGCAGAAUUAGACGAACUCAUUCAAGAAGGUUCUCGAAAAGACCAAGUUUUUGGAAUAACUGCCGGCGAGCUCGAAAUCACCGAAAAACUCUGGAAAAUUCUCUACAAAUCUGCGAAUAUCGAACAAGCCGCUGAUUUGCUUCGCAUUUUUUUCACCGCACUGAAUUUCGGAUCAAUUUCUUCGCGUGUUCAUUAUAAUAAUCGAAGUCGAUUGGCUCAAUUGAUACAUUCUUCAAAAUCGGGCAAUUUUCGAAUUCCGCGCUUAGAAAAAUUGAAUACGGUUGAAAUGAUAAUGGAAAUCGGAACGGAAUAUUUGAAAAGAAAAUUGAUUCAAGAUUUUUCGACCAAGAUUCAAUUAAGUCAAGAAGAGCUGGAAAUGACGAUGACGAAUUGCGAACGCGAAAUUCGCCGGAAAUUUGAGGAGGCUGAAUCAAGAGCAAUUGCCAUUUUACCGAUUGCGAUGAGUUUGGCGACGAUUGAGGAGUUUGUGACAAUGAUUAAUAAGAAUUCGGAGAAACGGAUUCCUGAUAUUGCGAGGUAAGAUUUCAGGCAAAAAUUGUUUGAUUUGGAGAAUUUUCAGCCGAAAUUCAAAAAAAAAUUGGAUCAUUUUGACUUUCAUCUAUAAAUAGGUGAACACAAAAAAUAAAGCUAAAAAUUAAUUUUAAAUAUACAAGCUCUUGAAGCGUACAUUUCUGUGAUUGCUACCUGAAUCCUACCAAAAAAAUAAAUAUUUGUUUUCAUAUCAUUUUUUCUUUCAGAAAAAUUAUCGCCGAACACGUUUCCUCAACAAUUGCUCAACUCGGUCAAUCGAAAUUCGAUUUCAAAUUCGAACAACGUCUCGAAAUCUCCUCACUCUCAUCAUCAAUUUUCGAAUCUCGUCGCCCUACGGUUUGGCGAUGUGAAACUAGGAAAUCACAAGGAAAACGACAAGUUGCGCGACUCAUGACAUGCCUCAAUUUGGAAAUGUCGCUCGAGGAGGUUAAUGAAGUUGUGAAUUCGCAACGACCAGCGAUGCGCGAACUUUCUACAGUACCUGGCGAAAAUUCGGAAAAAGCGCGAAAAAUUCCAGUCAAAUCGAACUCUGAUUACACUGUAUCCCACACUAUUUUCUCCUAUUAUUAA
Caenorhabditis angaria is the source of this 2295-nucleotide messenger RNA. The record is from the annotation of a GenBank genome assembly. Lineage: Eukaryota; Metazoa; Nematoda; Chromadorea; Rhabditida; Rhabditidae.